AUGGAUAUCGACGAUAUCCUCCGAGAGGUCGAUCCUGCCUCUCACGGCAUCCCGCUCGAGACUCGAGACUUGCAGGCCCUGACGCGCCUUUGGGUUGCUGAGAGAUCAGCCCCGGAGCUGCUCAACUGGCCUGCUGAUGGCUUGUUUGAGCGGGUCAACUCCAAGAUCAAAUCUCAGAUUGAAAAGAUUGAGGACAUGACUGGGGACAUGGAUCCCAAAACCAACUUUGCCCUCAUCGUCAUCCAAACUGAGCUCGAACGAUACAAGUUCCUCGUACGAAGCUACCUAAGAACACGAAUAGCCAAAAUUGACAAACACACCCUUCACUACCUCUCAACUCAAGAACUAAGACAACGCCUCUCUCCCACCGAAUUAGCAUAUGCAACGAGACAUCAAGCCCUUCUCCAUAACCACUACCUCUCAUCCUUCCUCUCGUCCUUUCCCCAGCGCCUGCAGAACCUCAACGACACUGCCGGCAAUGUCAGCAUGAUUGAUUCUCCGGACCUGGACACCGCUGUAUUCGUUCGUCUUCUACGAGAUAAAGACGUCUUUGGCAAGGGAACCGACGUCGAUACCAUUCUCCCGGCAGCCAACGGAGAUGUUCUCAUCCUGAGGUGGUCGAGCGCCAAAGGUCUUGUCGAGGAUGGCGAUGCGGAGCUUGUUUGA
Trichoderma virens Gv29-8 is the source of this 666-nucleotide messenger RNA. RefSeq lists its product as uncharacterized. The coding region runs from base 1 to 666 and encodes 221 amino acids. Gene Ontology annotation, cellular component: GINS complex. The record is from RefSeq and is a predicted model, not a curated record. Lineage: Eukaryota; Fungi; Ascomycota; Sordariomycetes; Hypocreales; Hypocreaceae. The transcript has 3 exons. Gene Ontology annotation, biological process: DNA-templated DNA replication; double-strand break repair via break-induced replication.